This is a messenger RNA of Hibiscus syriacus, 989 nucleotides long. RefSeq lists its product as uncharacterized. The coding region runs from base 486 to 989 and encodes 167 amino acids. The record is from RefSeq and is a predicted model, not a curated record. Gene Ontology annotation, cellular component: transcription factor TFIIIC complex. The transcript has 10 exons. Gene Ontology annotation, biological process: transcription by RNA polymerase III. NCBI's taxonomy places the organism in Eukaryota, Viridiplantae, Streptophyta, Magnoliopsida, Malvales, Malvaceae.
AGGAUCAUUUACAUCUCAAAAUUGCUCAGUGUCACUUAUCCUUGGGAGAAAAACUUCUAGCAAUUGAGUUCUUUCAAAAGGCUCUGCAACGACUGGAGAACAAUGUUGACGCUCGUUUAAAUUUGGCUUCCCUGCUUAUUGAAGAUUCUAAAGAAGAUGAAGCUAUUUCUUUGCUUUCUCCUCCCAAAAAUUUACACAAUAUUAACGAGAAUUCGGAUGCAUCUAAAUCGUGGUGGCUCGAUGGGAAAAUAAAAUUGAAGCUGUGCAACUUUUAUAGAGCUAAAGGGAUGAUUGAGGAUUUUGUCAAUACCAUUCUUCCAUUGGUUCAAGAGUCUCUUUAUAUUGAAUCUCUUGGAAUAAAGAUAAAAGUGAGGAAAAGGCUAAGAGAGAGUGAGCUAUUUGAAAGAGUAAAAUAAGUUGAUGAUCAGCAAACUACCGAUGGUGUAUUUUGUAGUUCAAGACCAAUAGGUACUCCAGCAGAUAAGAUGAAAGCUGCCAGAGCAAGAAGGAUGCUACAAAAUAAAGCUGCUUUGAAGGAAGAAAAGAAAGCUGCUGCAAUUGCUGCCGGACUUGAUUGGCAUAGUGAUGAUGGCAAUGAUGAAACUGAGGAAGAACAUUUUAAAGAACCACCUCUGGCUAAUCUUCGAAAAGAUGAGGAGCACCAUGACCUUAUUAUAGACUUAUGCAAGACAUUGGAAUCUUUAGAAAGGUAUCAUGAAGCAUUGAAUAUUAUCAAACUUGCUUUAAAAUCAGGACAUAACAAUUUGCCAGUAGAGAAGCAGGAGCAGCUUCGAUCACUUGGAGCACGGAUUGGGUUGCUCAGUUGCUGGGUUAAUUACCGCAUGUGCCUCUCACGUGCCAUUUGUCAGAAGGAUUCGUUGAGGAUUUUGCCGAUUCCCCAACGUGUUUCUUCAAGAGACUCACAUGAAAAACUGGAUGCAAGUGUGAUGUCUACGCAUGUUCCAACUGUAGCUUCAGUAGCUGUCUAA